Copidosoma floridanum is the source of this 972-nucleotide messenger RNA. RefSeq names its product speckle-type POZ protein A-like. The record is from RefSeq and is a predicted model, not a curated record. Lineage: Eukaryota; Metazoa; Arthropoda; Insecta; Hymenoptera; Encyrtidae.
AUGACUCUGUAUACUGGUGAGAUUCAUCAAAAAGUUGUUCACAAAUGGACUAUAGUAUUGGAAGAGAUACCUGAAGAAGGAAGUAUUACUUCGCCCAUUUUUAAAGACGUCGGAUAUGAGUGCAUUAUCAAUAGUAUCAGCACCAUCAGUCCAUGCUACACCGGUUACGCCAUUGAGUUCUAUCGUGUAUCGUGCACCAACAUCACCAGUGAUAGGAUAUUGAAAAAGUUCAAUUUGCAAAAUCGACGAGUUCAACUGCACCAAAUAACUGUGGAACAUAAUAGUAUACCUGUAUCACCUGCAGAAAAAUCUAGUAUCACACUAGAGUUUACUUUUCACAAAGUAGAUGUUCGAUCAGCAGAAUACUGUUUAGAUUCUGAUUCAGAUAGUGAUAAGAAAAUAUAUGAUUUUAGUACAAAAAAGUUUAUUCCACUGAAGCAACAUGUUCAAUCAUCAAAUGACUAUCUAGUGCUUCUUAAUAAUAAAAACUUUAGUGAUGUCAGUAUUAUAAUCAAUGACCAAGUUAUUUAUGCACACAAGUGUAUAUUGGCCGUGAAAAGUCCAGUAUUUGCCAGUAUGUUCGACACUGCCAUGAUCGAAAACAAAGCAAAUGAGGUGCGUAUUGAUGAUAUCAAGUAUGAAGUAUUAUAUGAAAUGCUGCGUUUCUUGUACACUGGUGUUGUGAGCAAACUCAUAAACUUGGCAGCUGAUCUUUUUUAUGCGGCAGAUAAAUAUGGGAUUGAACAACUGAAAAUAAUGUGUGUUAAACAACUUAUCAAAAACAUGAAUGCUGAUAAUGUUAUUGGAUACGUUUAUCUUGCUGAUAGUCACAGUAAUGAUUUGCUGAAAAAUAAAGCUAUUCAAUUCAUUGUGAAUAAUGCAAAAGAUGUUGUUCAGAAAUCUGAAUUUAAAGAAUUAUCUAUCCAAAAUCCGAUUUUCUAUGAAAUUUUCAAAGCAUUGGCUUCCAAAUAA